CUACAGACUUUGAAAACUGAAGUUUGCAUAAAGAAGAGGCAAGAAGAUCUUGGAGAUAUGUGGGGGAAUCCCAAAGAAAUCCCAACCACAAAAACUUGGUCUUUCUCAGCAAAGAAGUGUGGAGAAAAAGAAUGGUGAACACAAGUAGAAGAUUAUCCAGAAGAACUGUAUAGAAUUUUCCUUUGAUUUGAGAGCUUAUAAGAGUGCUCAUCAUGGAGAAACAGCAGAUUGUCUUGGGUAACCGGGAUGGGGGGACUGUGUCAGGUGCAGCACCUGCUUUUUUUGUCAUCUUGAAACAGCAGCAGGGAAAUGGUAAAGCUGACCAAGGAAUCCUAGUAGCAAACCGUGAUGCUUGUGCCCUUGCCAGUAGUGUGUCAACUCCAGUAAAAUCCAAAGUCAAGACCUGCCUCCCUGCUGACUGUGUCUCAGGGGGCAUCACUGUAACCCUAGAUAACAACAGUAUGUGGAACGAAUUCUACCAUCGCAACACAGAGAUGAUUCUGACGAAGCAGGGGAGGCGCAUGUUCCCGUACUGCCGAUACUGGAUUACGGGUCUGGAUGCCAGUCAGAAAUACAUCCUAGUCAUGGACAUAUCCCCCGUGGACAAUCACCGAUACAAAUGGAACGGCCGUUGGUGGGAGCCCAGCGGGAAGGCAGAACCGCAUGUUCUAGGGCGAGUGUUUAUUCAUCCAGAAUCACCGUCCACUGGCCAGUACUGGAUGCACCAGCCGGUAUCCUUCUAUAAACUCAAACUUACCAACAAUACGCUGGACCAGGAGGGUCAUAUAAUCUUGCAUUCUAUGCACCGCUAUCUGCCCCGACUUCAUCUGGUGCCUGCAGACAAAGCCACAGAAGUCAUCCAGCUCAAUGGCCCCGAUGUCCAUACUUUCACCUUUCCACAGACAGAGUUCUUUGCAGUUACAGCCUACCAGAACAUCCAGAUUACCCAGCUUAAAAUAGAUUACAACCCUUUUGCUAAAGGAUUCAGAGAUGAUGGGUUGAACAGUCGACCUCAGCGUGAUGUGAAACAAAACAGUAACUUAGAACUGGAAGGGGGUAGCGUUUCUAGCUCUCCCAGCCAUCGUGGUCGCCCUGCUGAAGUUGAUGCGUUGGAUUUGCAUCAGAGAAGUUUAGAUUCUUCAUUCAUUGUUCAGAAUCCAUCAGAUACUGAUUUGGAAAAAGAAUCCUUUAAUGCAGAAAGGGACUUCCUGGGUUUCCUGGACACUGACCUGUCUUCGGGUGAUGUGCCAAAGCUAAAACAAGAAGUCUCUGAAAGUCCCAUUGCUAGCAGUUACGAAAGCAGUUCCCGUGUGGCAUCCCCAUUGGAUCCAAGUGGACACUUCAAUGUAGUCAUUAAAGAGGAACCAGUAGAUGACUAUGACUAUGAAUCGAGUAUUUGCACGCAAGGAGUAAGUGUAAAACAAGAAGAUACAGAUGAAGAGACUGACGAAUAUUCCAACACAGAUGAGGAUGAUCCCGCCCUAGAAAAACACCUGAGGAAACACAGUGAUACGGACAGAAAAGAUGGAGAAUUCAGGCCUCGGAAGCGAGUACUCACCAGCCCUUCAGGUGUUGCCAGAGCAAAAAUGUUAAAACUUGAUAGCGGGAAGAUGCCUGUAGUCUAUUUAGAACCAUGUGCAGUCACAAAGAGCACAGUGAAGAUAUCUGAGCUGCCUCAGACCAUGCUAACUGCUUGCAAGAAAGAUAAAUCCCCUUUGAGUGCAAUACUGGAUUCCUUGCCUGUCUGUUUUGAAAAUCACAAAGGUUCUUGCUUAACCACAGCCAUUGUAACUGAGGAGUUAGCUAUGAGAAAACAAUCUCCUGGGAGUAAAAUGUCGCAGAAAUACUGUUCAAUCAGAGAAGCCCAGUGGGCUCUAUCUAAAUCACCUAACUUUAGUCUCAGGGGUUCAGUCAGUUGUCACUUUUCAGCUAAAGAGGUCUGUGGAAGAAAAAAGGCUGGAAUACUGAAGAAUACUUUGUCUCAGAAAGGCUCUGGUACUGGUCAAAGUGCCCUCUCAUCAGGUCCAAAUAAAAGAGGAAGACCACGGAAACUGAAGAUUUCUAAGGCUGGCCGACCACCUAAAGGUAUAGGGAAAAGUGUAAUAGGAAGCAAGAACACCUCUCUGGGGCCUGGGGGUAUCCUUCCAGAUGUGAAGCCGGAUCUUGAAGAUGUGGAUGGAGUCCUUUUUGUGUCCUUUGCAUCAAAGGAAGCUCUUGACAUACACACUGUUGACAGAGUUGGAGGAGAGGAAUCACAGACUCUUCAGGCUCCUCUGUUAGCUGCAAAUGAUCCAGACUGUCAAGCAAGAAUACAAGUCCUGGAAAAGGAAUUGAUGGAAGAGCUGAAGACCUUGAGGCAUAAGCAAGUAAUACAUCCUAGUCUUCAGGAAGUGGGACUGAAGUUGAAUUCUGUGGACCCAACGAUGAGCAUUGACUUGAAAUACUUGGGUGUGCAGCUGCCUCUUUCCUACUCAAAUUACUCUUUGUGGAACUAUCUGGGAACCAAUCCCAAUUCUCCAGAUACUGGAUUUCCUUUUGUUUCCAGGACAGGAAAGACAAAUGAUUUCACCAAGAUUAAAGGCUGGAGAGGAAAACUUCAUGGUGCUUCUAGAAAUGAAGGUGGUAGUUCAGAAGGUUCCUUGAAGAAUCGUUCAGCCUUCUGCAGUGACAAGCUGGAUGAGUACCUGGAAAAUGAAGGGAAGUUGAUGGAAACUAGUAUGGGAUUCUCUUCUAGCACUCCAACUUCUCCUGUGGUGUAUCAGCUCCCCACCAAGAGUACUAGCUACGUGCGAACACUAGACAGUGUUUUAAAGAAACAAUCCACCAUAAUUCCAUCAACAUCUUAUUCAUUCAAGCCUGUUUCUGUGUCAUCUACCUCUAGAAAGACAAAGACUCAAAACAGACAAACAUCUUCAAACAGAGUAAAAUCAUCCUACAAACCUAUACUGCCUUCACCUUUUUCUGUAAAGCAGAAACAUAGCCUUUCUGCAUCAGGAGAAAAGGCUGCUAAGUCCCUCUCAAGUAGCGGUUUGACUAACCAAGCGGAUAAUUUUAUGGUGCCAGCUCUAGAUGAAAACAUACUGCCAAAACAAAUUAGUCUGCGCCAUGCUCCGCAACAGCAACAAGCAGCUCGUCCACCAGGUUUGUCUAAAUCUCAAGUGAAGUUAAUGGACUUGGAAGACUGUGCUCUCUGGGAUGGGAAACCACGGACUUAUAUUACAGAAGAACGAGCAGACAUCUCUCUGGCAACUCUGCUCACCGCUCAGGCUUCACUCAAAAACAAACCUAUCCAUAAAAUAAUAAGGCGGCGAGCACCUCCUUGCAAUAACGAUUUCUGUCGACUGGGUUGUAUCUGUGCCAGUUUAGCACUGGAAAAGCGUCAGCCUACCCACUGCCGCAGGCCAGACUGUAUGUUUGGUUGUACUUGCUUGAAGAGAAGAGUGUUACUGGUAAAAGGAGGAUCAAAACAUAAGAAAAUACUGAAAAAAGCUGUGCGUGGAAAUCUUGUGUUCUAUGGAACACAAGAAGAGCAGCAAGAGGAUGAAGAUGUGGAAGAAGAGGGUGAUGGGGAAGAUGAACAGAAGCAGAAAGAAAAGAAGAGGAGAAAAAGGGUGGAAUACACUAUCUGUGACUCAGAGCCAGAACAACCUAUUAGAAAUUGUCCACUGUGGGUGAAAGUAGAAGGUGAAAUAGAUCCAGAGCCAAUUUACAUCCCAACACCAUCUGUUAUUGAACCAGUUAAACCUGUGGUAUUGCCUAACCCAGAAGUCUCCCUUUCUAGUAAGCAUAGAUCUUCCGGUGGAAUGAAAUCGGGCAGAGUGUAUACUCCUAAACCCAAUCCAGUGAUUCGAGAGGAGGACAAGGAUCCUGUCUACUUGUAUUUUGAAAGUAUGAUGACUUGUGCAAGGGUCCGAGCAUAUGAACGCAGGAAAGAGGAAAAAAAGCAACAGAAGGACCAAUGCAAUUCAAAGAGCUGUAGUACAAAGGAGCAGGAAGCAGACCUUCAGCCUCCUGAGAAAGCAACCUGUGAGAUGGAAAAAGACACUGAUAAAUCGGGAGAGAAAAGCUGGUGGUCUUCCCGUAGUGAGGGGGAUUCUUCCUCCACCUCCCAUGUUCAUCACACCACUCCAGGUGGACCAACCAAACUUAUCGAGAUUAUCUCUGACUGCAACUGGGAGGAAGAUCGCAAUAAGAUCUUGACCAUCUUAUCACAGCAUAUCAACAGUAACAUGCCACAGUCCCUCAAAGUGGGUAGCUUCAUUAUUGAAUUGGCUUCAGAACACAAAGCCUGGGAUGAGAAGAGCCCUCCUGUCUACUCCUCCAGAGUGAAAAUUUCAGUGCCGUCCUGCCAGGACAAGGAUGAGAAGCCUGAGAUACCUGUCUUGGAGACUCCCGAUAGUGGAGUGCCAUCACGCAAAACCCCAGAAAAUCUAAAGUUCUUGCGGGCAGACACGUUGGACAAACUACGGGAGAAGUUGCAUGGGGGUAAAGGCUUGCCUUUUUAUACAGGGCUUUCUCCUGCAGGAAAGCUGGUUGCCUACAAACGCAAAGCUAAUAUGAGUCCCUCAGGCUUGAUUCAGGUUAAUGGUAAAAGUUAUCCUCAGGCCAAACUGCUUUUGGGACAGAUGGGGGCAUUACAUCCCGCCAAUCGGCUAGCUGCUUAUAUCACAGGCAGGCUGCGACCCACAGUACUUGAUAUCUCAACCCUCAGUACUGUGAUCUCCAAGGUAGCAUCCAAUGCUAAAGCAGCUGCUUCCGGGACACCAUCAGUCCAGGUGCCCACAACAUCAUCUCCCAAAACUACAUCUUCCACCAGCACUACUUCAACCCCCACUGUGACGACUCUGAAAGCUCAUGUCCCAGCACAGAGACAGAUAGCUGCCCGACCCUCACCUGGUGGUGUGUUCACGCAAUUUGUGAUGAAUAAAGCCGGCGCCCUACAGCAGAAGAUUCCUGGAGUGAGCACACCCCAGCCUUUGUCAGGGCCGCAGAAGUUCAGUAUCAGGCCUACACCAAUAAUGGUUGUCACUCCUGUGGUUCCCUCAAGGCCAUCUUCAGUUCACUGCACUGUCUCUCCUGGGGUCACUACAGCCACUACCACUUCUCCAGUCACUGUAGAAAGUACCAGUGUGGCAGUAUCUACCGUGACCACUGCCAGCCAAACAAGACCUAAUGAAACUGCCUGCUCUCCUCCUGGAAUUGCAGUCACAGGUGCUCCUGCAACUCCUGGAAUUAACACCUGUACUGCUCCCUCACCCACCACACCUACUGCCGCAGUGAACGUAACAAAAGCAACUGGGAUGGCUACACCAGUAGCAACCAUAUCAUUCCCUAAAACUGUAGUAACCACCUCAGCAAUUACUCGUCCUGUUCCCACAACGUCCACUUCCACAGUUGUACUGACAACAACUGCAACAGCUACAUCUGUGGUGACCACACCAACUUCCUCUGUUGGCUCUGUUCCAAUUAUACUCUCUGGAGUUAAUUCAAGUCCUACGCUGAAUCCAAAACCAGAGGAUGCUAUUUCACAAGCUGCAAGUAAGACUCCCCCCAAAAUGUCUCCUGGAGCAGAAAAGCGUGUAGGACCUCGACUGUUGUUGAUUCCAGUGCAUCAGACGUCUCCUGCUCUGCGACCGUUAAACAACAUGCAGCUUCCGCAGAGACAGAGGAUGAUCCUUCAGCCUCUCAGGAGCCCUGGUGGUGUGAACCUGUUCAGACAUCCUAAUGGACAGAUCAUUCAGCUUGUCCCACUGCAUCAGUUUCGAGCUGCUGGUGCCCAGCCCAACGUGCCGCCAGUAAUGUUCCGCAAUCCAGGAUCAGUUGUAGGAAUUCGGUUGCCUGCCCCUGCCAAGCCUUCUGAGUCACCUGUAUCUCCCACUUCCUCUGGGUCUUCCACUUCUCCUGCCACAAAUUCAGCCACACAAACUGCAGGACCAAAGUUAUCCUCUACAGCUAAUCUGACCACUCAAGCAUCUUCUGUUCUUCCUUCGGUACCCAGUUUUGUCUCGCAGGCAGGCACUCUGACUUUAAGAAUCUCUCCUCCCGCUGCUAGCAGCGUGGCAAAUCAAACAGGCUCCGAGUCUAAGAUAACCUGCAGCUCAGGUGGUCAACCCACUACUACUGCUAGUCUCAUACCUUUACAAUCCGGUAGUUUUGCUUUGCUUCAGCUCCCGGGACAGAAGACAGUGCCAAACUCCAUUCUUCACCAUUUUGCGUCUCUCCAGAUGAAAAAAGAUUCCAAGAAUGUAUUUCAGAAAGAUGACUCAGGUGCUACUCAGCAGAAAGAGAAUGGGAAGGCUUCACGCUCAGAGGAGGUUGAAGUUGUGGAGUCAGAGGUCACGGUGUCAGAUAGCAAACCAGAAGAAAAUGAGCUGUCAGUAAAUCAGUCAGAUAAUGUUGAGGAGUCAGCAUCCUGCACAGUCACACCUGACAGAAAUUCCACUUCAUUGGAGACAGCGGAGAAGGAUUCAGAGGUGCUAGAGGGUUGUUCAGAUGAUGUUUCCUCUCUCCAGCAUGAUGUUUCUGCAGAUGUUGUAUCAUCAGAUCAUUCGUACAUCAGUGAGAAGCCAAACGAUGAGCAAAACGAUGUGGUUGCUGAGGAGAAAGAGGAUUCUGUCCAUUCUGAAGCUGCAGGAGAGGCUGUUUCAACUAACUCUGAAACCAUUUGUAGAUCAUCGGAUCAGUCUUUAGUUGCUCCUGUAGAUAAUGCACGCCCACAGAAUCUCAAGAAUCGGGAAACUACACAGCUGAAGAACCGUGCAAAGGAACAAACACGUGCUGAACACGCAGAGAAACGAGGAAAAGAACGAGAAAGAGAUGCGCAGGCACAGAUCAGAGACGGCGACAAGGCAAAGUCUGGGCAGCCCCAGAGUCAAAAAGAGCAAGGUGCACAUCUGGAGAACAAGGAGAAGGAACAGAGAGGGGCUGAACCACCUCAGAGCAAAAAAGAACAUCAGGACGAUGCUUCUGUGCAGCCGGAAAUGGAAAGGAAGGAGUACAAGGACUCUACCGAAGCGGAAAGUAUGAGGGAGAAAAAAGGAAGGAAGCCUGAAAUUGGUUCUGCAAAAGAGCAGGAUAACGCUUCAGGAGAAAAGCAGACAGAACAUACUGAGGAAGGCAAAAGAAGCAUAGCCUCACAGGAAAGCAGUAACACCUCUUCCCGACAACAAGAUGCUGUUGAUUGUCAGGAAGAGUUGAAAGCAGUUAAAGAUAUUGUAAUACAUGCCAACAGUUCUUGGAGCAAAAUAUCGAGCAUUGCACCUGCCCUGGAGAAUAAAAGUGAUGCAGAUAACAAAGCUGACGUAUCUGAUAAAGAUGACUUCCUGACACCAGAACAGAGGGCGCAAGAAGCCAAGCAUCACAAAAAGGGUUAUAUGCCCACUAUUGAUAUUACUGUUGAUGAUAUGGAAGAGGAAGAGGAGGAAGAUGAUGAUGAGGAUGAGGAGGAUGAAAAAACUGAUGAUUCUGCUGAUGAGAUGCUGGAUGGUGGUUCUGACUUCCCAAGUGAAGAGGAAGUAGAUGUUGAAAAAGUGGAUGCGUGUGAAUACAGUGAGGAUGACGAGCAGGUGGACAUUGAGACCGUGGAGGAGCUUUCAGAGAAGAUUAACAUUGCCCGUCUGAAGGCCACAGCUGCUAAUAUCCGACCUUCCAAACAGAAAUACCAUGCUCGUAAUUCUUCGGAUGAAAAAUUAUCAGAAAAACCUACGAAGCAGAAACCUCAAUUCUGGAACAGAAAGCAGAAGACUGAGGCAGAAGCCUUUGCUCAUUACCGCCAGACACACACAGCAAAUGAACGCCGGCGACGUAACGAAAUGAGAGAUCUCUUUGAAAAGUUAAAGAGAGCUCUGGGGUUGCACAAUCUUCCCAAAGUCUCCAAAUGUUAUAUUCUCAAACAAGCAUAUGAAGAAAUCCAAGGAUUGACUGAUCAGGCAGAUAAACUUAUUGGACAGAAGAACUUACUGACUCGUAAACAGGAUGUUUUGAUUCGUAAAGUAUCCACGCUUUCAGGGAAAACAGAAGAGGUAGUCCUGAAGAAGCUAGAAUACAUUUAUGCCAAACAAAAAGCAGUAGAGGCACAAAAAAAGAGGAAACAAGUCAAACCCGAGGAAUCUGUUGCAACCUCAACUGCUAGCACGCAGCAAAAAGGAUCUUCUGCUCCAUCCAGAGAGCUGGGCCAAAGGGCUGUUACAAACAGAAGAGGCAAGCCAUUGAUACUUGCCAGAAAAGGAGGCCAUGCCACAGAGAACACCUCAUCUUCUCUUACGCUAACUGCUGCAAGCCUAGUGAUGACUCCACAGGGGCAGGUGCUUACACUGAAGAGUCCAUUGGUACCAGGGCAGGUAGCGGCCGUUCCUUCCACGCUCUUGCAAGCUGAAUUAAAGCCUCGAGCUGCCUCCACUACCAUGACAACACAGUCAGGUAUUGCUUCUGUGAUGAUUCAGCUGCCAGGAUCAACAGUUCCUGUCCAAGUAAAAGGAAUCCUUACUAACUCCACCAUUCCCAUUACACUGUCAACUGUUGCUGGAAACCCAGUGCCCUCAACAGUAGUAACAGCUGCAGAGCCCAAUUCAGAAAUUGAAGAUUCAUUCAUGAUGCCAAAGAUCGUUAAUGUAACAUCACUGGCUGCUGAAGGAAGUAUGAGUCUGAACUUGAGCAGAAACAAAAGUUGUAAUGUACUGGCAGCUUCAGGUACUCAGGUUUCUGAGAAAUCCCUGGCAGUCGCACCUCCUGAGAGUAGGAAAAGUGACAGCAUCCUUUCUGAAGAGAAAGCCAAGCCAUGUCCUGGAGACAGUGGUGGAGAUGGCAGAAGUACCACAGGUCCCACAAAAGUUUUCUUUGAAAAUAAAGAUGGCUUUCCACAGCUCCGCAAUGUAUCGUGUACAAAGGAGCCUCCAGACUCCUUUAGUAAAAAGCUCUGCAUUGGUGAGUUUGUAGGAAGCCAAGCCAGGAGGAAAGACAGUGAUCCUGGAGGAGAAAGAUUAAAAGCAAAGGAAUUGCCAUUCCGCAAGCUGCAGAUUAAAGAUUCUAGGAUAGAAAUGGAAUUGAGAAAAGUAGCUUCUGCAAUGGAGGAAGCAGAACUGGAUGCGGGUGAGUUACUGAGCAGCAUUGAGGAGAGUGAUGACACUGAUGAAACCCUCACUUCACUGCUCAAUGAGAUUGCCUUCCUCAAUCAGCAAUUGAACGAUGAUGCUUCAGGCAUGUCAGAGUUACCCAGUACUCUAAACUCAGACUUCUCUCAUGGAAACUCAGAAGCUCGCCGGGGAACAGCCAGUGAUCUCACUGCUGCAGAUGGUUCUUCCUUCCAGUUUGGCCAUUUGGGAGGCAGUUUUAAGGACCUUUCUGAAGUUCCAGAGGGUGGUGGCUCUAUAAGUCCUCUCCUGCUGCACCUGGAGGAUGAUGACCUUCCUGACGGGGACAAGAAUUCUGGGGAACCUUCAUCUGAAGCAGAUGUUUUGAAGAUAGUAAUAGGUGCUGAAGUGAAGGACCCAGUUCCCAAUCUAUCUGUAGCCCGUGGUGGAAGUGGCAAAACUGUAACAUCCUUGGUGGAGACCACUAGUGCGACUCCACCAGUUUUGCAGAUGAAGACUAACCCAGAAGCUAGUAACGCUGACACUUUGUGGAGGCCCAUGCCCAAACUGGCACCACUUGGAUUAAAAGUGGCAAGUCUGCCAGUGGACUCAGAAGGGCAGAGUACUAAAGUGAUGCCCUUACUGGCACCUGUCGUUUCAAAAUUGACGCCCACUGGAGUAAAAGCUUCACUAUCUGCAGCUAUUCAAGAAGGACAGGAUAACAAAGUAAUGCCCACUUUAGCACCUGUGGUUACAAAAUUGAAUAAUACUGGGACCUUGCCUUCAAAUUCAGCAGGCAAAUAAAUGCAUAUAUAUUUUUUCAAAGACUGGAAAGAAAAUCUGGAGCAGUGUGAACGAGUGUCUUGAGUUUUGCAACCUCCCUUGUCUGCAACACGUGUUUUCUAUAUGGCAUCAGCACUCUGUUCCUGAGGGCAGGCCCCAAAUUGAGAAAUAAGUGCUACGAAACUUUAAUCGUGUGACUUAGGUUUACCUCGCUGUUGCAUUCUGGGUACUCCCCUUCCCCUUCACAAAACAAGGAAGAUGAUAUAUAACCAUUGCUGGGCACAUGGUAUCCUUCCAAAACUGGGUCCUUCACAGAAAGAGUUUGUAAACGGACUGAGAAACCCAGGCUGUAGAGAAAGAUUUUUCCCAGCAGAGAGGCAGCUGUCUGUGUUAAGGGAAAAUCUGGAUUACUUGUUUUUGUACCAGGCAAAUGAUCUAUGCAGAAAUGAGAUGUUCACAUUUGCUAUUUCUUUUAUUUGCAGAAUAUGAUGAAUGUGCAGAAAUGAGAUUGGAGUUGCUCUCAUACUUGUUACCUAGAGUGGAGGAAGGGAAAUCAGAUUUUGCAGAGUGCUGAAGUGAAAAGUUUCUGUCCUUUGGUGCUAGAUAGCGCUCUGGUAUAGGCUCUUUUUAGGAGCUUAUGCACAGAAGAUGUUCAUAUAUAUCUAGAACUCCCACCAAAUGGGGAAGAUGCUGAUCUUUUCCAGUGUAAUUAGAACUAGGACAGUAUGUUAAGCUUAAAAGAAAAAGAAAUAAUACAACCCCCCUUUCCCCUCACCCCGCUUUACAAACAGCUCUUCCCUUGAUGAUGCUUGGGGCAUCUAGAAGGGAAAAUGUCAGGGCAGAAGUAAAUUUGAGCACCCCAUUGCUAAGUCUUCAAAUACAGUGCUGAAGUAGCUUGAGUGUAUUCCCAGUUCUCUUUCUUCAUUCCUCUCCUUAUUCUUGAAGAUGUAUUUGGUGGCUAGGAUAUGCUAAUAGGAAGUGUUGCUUCUUAAAAAUACAGAACCCUUUCAGGACUGUUGUAACAGAAUUAAUGAGUGAGGUGUAUAUGUGAAUGUAUAUAUGAAAAUACAUGUGUAUAUCUUUCCAAACCUUCCAUUUCUUUACAAAAUCAGGAAAGGUACUCAGAGGUUUCUCACUGCAUUUGCACAAGAUGUGUAUAGCAAAAAAGUCAACACAAAUGCUCAUUACCAGGGAAAUAGGGCAGUAUUGAAUCACAAGAUGUAUUUUUUAUUCUUCUCUGCCACUGCUUACUCAAUAACCUGUAGGUACUCUUCACUGUUCAGCUGUUGGAUGUGAAGGGCCUACAGACUGUAAAGAUAUUUAUAUUUUUGUACACAAUUUUUGUUUUCAUAGUUUCCUUGACAAAUGAAAUUUUCAGCCUAGGAGAGAUGAUUUGUUAAGAGUGUAUACACAAUCUUUUCCUAUCAAGCUUGUAAAUAAUAGAAGUUAUGGUGCGCUUGAGGGGCUUCUUAAGUGCUCCUAAAAGGUAAAAACAUUGCUGUGAAAAUGAUAGAAAAUUUGAGAAAUAGAUGGUGCAUUUUGCUUUGUUUAGGAAUGUAAUCCCCGAUCUCACUGUUCCAGCAACGGCAGCUGGGUUUCCCCCCCAACUUCCCCAUCUUUGGUGAUGCACUAAUGCAGGGAUUUCAUCUUUGCAGCACUGAGAUUGUGCAGGUGCUGUGAGUGGUAUUUUCCCACAAUUAGGGAGCAGCGUCAGCUGUACACAUAGUGCAACCGUAUGCCCUAUUCAAUAAGCUGCAUCUUUGGGAUCUGUCUCUAGGAUAGGUUUGCCAGGAAAUAUGCAUACUUUGGGUAUUUCCUUGUCUUUUCUUAUGAUUUUAUAUUAUGCUGCAGAACAGAGAGAAUCCCUUCAAACCAGGUAUACAUAAAGUUACUCCAGAGUCUACCAAAAAAAAAAAAAAAAGAUGUCUUCACCUGGCAAUUUUAAACGGUGUGUUUUAAAACAGUUGCAUAUAGCUUUUAUUGCUUUUUGCGUAUUUACUCUUUUAGUGUCUGAUAUAAGUCCUGUAUUAAUGAGUUGGAAAAGAGAAUAUAGGUCAGCAUGAGAGCCAUGCAGGGUCUUACAGCUGUUGUUGAAUGCCUUAUAAAAGGGACCUAACAUGUAAAUAUUUGUUGACACUUUUUUUUUUUUAAUAUUGAAGGAUUUUUAACCUGAUUUUAAAUCAUUGGAAAUCUGGAGUAACUAAAUGAAUUCAGUAACAUUACUGAGUAUUUCAAAUAGCCUGAAGUUGCUUUUUUUUUUUUUUUUGGUAAAGGCAGUUUGUUUUGUCAACAGAUUUCAUUCUGCUGUAUAUAAAAGGGCAGCCAGGACUGUGCUGUGAUUCCUUUCAGAUUCCUAAUCACUGAAUUUUCUUUCUGCACCCCACCCUCCAUGGUCCUGAAUGGCUAAUUUUAAAUACAGAAAUAUAUAAUAAAUUUCUAAAUACUUUUUAAAAGUGUACUUUGUCACUUCUCAGAACAGAGAAAGCUGUAACGUGAAAACUAUUCUAACAUUAUUUAAGAUACACCUUGUGGUCUUGAGGACGUUUUGUCCAUUGUCACGGUGAUGGAGAAUGCCUGGAUGUAUUUACUGUAUGGCACUGGGCAGUAAGGAGUUUUUGCUGCAGUAAGAGCACUGUAAAGGUUACAGCAGAAAUUUUUGGUUCCUGAACAUGAUGGCUAAAUAACUGAGAACAGACCACGAAUCCAGCUGCAACGGUGCUGUUCCAAGAAGGAUGUAUGAUGGGUUCUGCCUGGCAACAAAGCAUGUUUGAGAUGCUCUUUAGUUUUUGCUAUUCUUUGUUCCGCCAUCUCAUGUCUGCAGCUUAAUAUUUUGCUAUGAAUUUAAAUACUGACUUGCCCUUUCUCCACUUCUCUCAUACUCCCAUUGGUUUGGAACAAACCUGUUAGAAAUCAUGUAUGCUGACCUUGAGGCAAUAACUCGAGAGUAUGUGAUGAGUAGCGAAAAGAUUUUAGAAUCAGGAGAACAAAGGAAACCCCUGCAAGGAGCACAUUCUCACUAGACCAAGAGAUGUGGAGAUUUUCUUUGUUUUUUACACGUGUGUAAAUAGACUGGAAUGUUUUUAAGAAUAUAAUGAAAUGUCAGAUUUAGCUUUUUUCCUUUUAUAUAUUAAAAUAUAUCUUUCCCUCUUUUCUGCUUUUGAAAAAUUGAUAUUUUUGUAGAAAUCUAACAGUACAGAACUCUUAAAUAACUGUAUGUGAGGGACAAAGUGUAAAACUAAAAUAAACCA
Messenger RNA from Struthio camelus australis, 13099 nucleotides. The record is from RefSeq and is a predicted model, not a curated record. Lineage: Eukaryota; Metazoa; Chordata; Aves; Struthioniformes; Struthionidae.